Messenger RNA from Plasmodium knowlesi strain H, 3369 nucleotides. Its product is annotated as conserved Plasmodium protein, unknown function. Bases 1 to 3369 code for a protein of 1122 amino acids. Lineage: Eukaryota; Apicomplexa; Aconoidasida; Haemosporida; Plasmodiidae. The transcript has a single exon. The record is from RefSeq and is a predicted model, not a curated record.
AUGAACUGGAUUUCAUGGGGAGAUGUAGAGGAGGAUCUCCUACGGGAGAAAUUACAUCAAUUAAAACGACUGCAGGAGAUAAAGACCAAGGACUUGGUCAUGAAUUAUUUAAUUCAUUUCAUCCUGUUGGUUAAAAAAAUUAUUGCGAAGAGUGAAGAGGAAAAACGAGGGGCAGAACUGAAUGAGGAAAAAAAAAAAAAAAAAAUUAUCCAAGAAAACAUACAUAAGAUAAAGCAAAAAUUAACCGAAAGCAAACAUGGGGCGAAUUUCAAACGGGAGGAAAUAUUGUACGAGCCCGAUGGGUGGAGUACACUUGAUGGUGGGGAUGACCUGAGGGAAAGACUACCGGAUAAGUUAUCCGCGGAAGAGGAAAAGGAUACCGGUCAGGUGGACAAGGGAUGUAACAUUGCCCAAAUAUGCAAGAACCUUACGGAGGGGUUCCACAUGUGCAUUUCUCUUCUACUGAAGGGUAUGAAAGAGUGUAGGGGCAAACCCAUUCCCGAGGAGGGGGAUGGUGGGGGUAGCGAUGGGAAGGUGGACAAAACAGAGCAGAGUGGCGUUAAAAGUAGUGAUAGCCUCAUCAAUAGCGGUUUGCCCUCUUCACGAAGGGAACAGUGGGGUUUCCAUCUCAGCCUUUUGUACCUCGCGCUCUGCUUUUAUCACAUGCACCUCAUAAGUGACAAAAGGGAAAAAUACCACCUACACGUCAGCCUCUUCCUCCUUCUCCUUUCCUUCCCACUAUUUAAGGAUAAAGAAAUUGAGCACUACGUGUGCCUAGAGGGAAAUGUCUACCUCAGGUUCGACGUGUCUGUGCCGACCCUCCUGUCCCAUGUGUGUAAGAUUGUGGGGUUGAAUUGUAAACAGGAAGGGGACACCCUCUCUUGCUUGUUCUUCCUAACACACAGUUUUUUGUUUCUCCAGUGUGCUCACAAGGGAGGAAGUGCACCUGAGGGGAAAGGUGCAAAAACAGGCACGGAUCACAGAGAGGGAGAGAAAAAAAAAUACAACUCCUUCCAAGACAUGAUAAAUAUUAUCCAGGCCAUCAACCAAGUGCUCAUCGAGUUUAACUUCUUCACAGAAUCCACAUUCCUCGUGAUGGGAAGUAUCGAUCUGCACUCCUUCCUCCUGAGGAAUGAAAUAGAGAAGGUGAGGAAACAGUGGAAAUCGAUGCCUCCUAUCAAGAGGGAAGAACCUGUAACGGGAACCCCCAAGGACAAUCCCCCGAAUGGUGAGCUUGUCUACCUGAAUGAGGAGUUAACACAAGAUGACUGCCACUUUUAUAUGAUCCCCAGUUAUGUCGAUACAAAGGAGGAGGGAGAAAAAAGGGUCGACGCACAGAUUGAGAAGAAGAUGGACAAAAUAAUGGAAACAACAACAUCCCUUUUCGACAGCAUAAAUGAAUGCAUGUACCUUUUCAUAGAUUUACACUUCCUUAGCAUUUACGAGCAUCUUGUUUUGUUUUCUCUCUACAUGGCCAAAGAUGUUAGCAAGCUAUUUCAUCAAUUCAAGGGAGAAAAAAAAAAAAAAAAACUUUCACAACGGUACAAGUACAUGGCGUACAGGAACUUGCUCGAGAUUUACAUCAUCUAUUUGAAACACAAUUAUUUGCGUUAUUCGAACAGGGGGGGAGGAGACGACGAUACCUACGUAAGGGCAUGUCAGGUUUAUAGACGCUUGGACGAGGCCAGGCGGACCAUUCGUUCAUUACUUCAAGGGUAUGAUGGCAGAAGCAACACACAUAUGGAUAAUAAUCCAAUCGGGAGAAAAAAAGGGAACGUAGGAAAAAAGGAAAACACGACAACUAGUUGCACACAGGAGAGGGGAUUCCUCACUAGAGAGUACUUCCACAGAAAGAAAAUUUGUAUUCGCGCUAGAGUCAUUGAUCAGGGGGAGGAUGAUAUAGAAGCAAAUUCUUACCUGGAAAGCAUCAUACGGGUGAGUACCCCUGAUGUGAAGACUAUGUCAAAUGAAGAACCCACUCAUUAUUCACGUCGAAAGGAAAUUCCAUCAAAACUAUUUGGAGAUAUUUUCUCCCUCGUCGAAGAUAGUAACAUCGUUUAUCAGUUUAUAUGUGAACAAAUUGCAAAUAGUAAUACUUUCAAUUUCGAUGUGGAUGAAGAGGUGGAGGGAAAACUCAAGCAGAAUGAUUAUGUAUUCCCUAGGUCCAAUGAGCAAAUGACCUUCUCAACUUUCCUCCGGGGUAACAUAAAAAAGAUGGAUGGCUUGGUGGGGGAAAUUUUCUCUUACGUUUGGCAUGAAGCUACACGAAUGGGCGCAUUCCCCUGUACAGUAGCAUCAGAACCAACAACAGCAACCACCACUAGGGCAGUGAAGGGUGACGCCUUCCCCUGGGUAAAGAUUCACCUGGAUGAAGAACAUGCCGAGGAUUUUCUCCAAAUCUUCCACUUUAAAAAAAUUAACCUCCCCCAUAUGCAAUUCGAUGUCUGCAAUUUUUCCCACACAGAGUAUGCUAAGUUAGCCACGGAUAAGAUGAAAAAGAUUUACAGAAAUUUCUCCAAAGGUAGGGCCGAAGAGCAGUCUGAGAAGUGGCACCUUCCUUCUGUGGGGAUCACCCACGGGGGGAAACAAUCCACCUGCAUAGGGUACUGCGAGCAUGCACACUACCUAUGUCACAAUUUUGACGAAGUACAAUUUUUAUUUAAGAAGGUAAAAAAAUAUAAAAAAAAAACGCUCGCAUAUUUCUCUCUAGACAACGAGACAACAUUACACUUAGACAUUCUCCUGAAUUCAAGUGAAUCCUACUUUUACUUUAACUUCUUUACCAAAUCGUAUGAAGAGUAUAUGUACAACUGCAGGCAAAUGUUAAACUGCAUCAGUGCCCCCUUGCCGCAAAUAACAAACCAGCAAUACUUGUCCUUCAGACGGGAGAUGGCUCUCAAAAGCGCACUCAUCUUGAAAGAUAUUUUCAUCUGCUCAAAAUACAACACCUUUAUUGAUAACAUGUACGUGAAUGACCAUAACAAAAACAAGAACCUACAUUUUGAUGAUCACAUCCAGGGACCCCUCACAGGGCAAGAGAAGGGAUUAAUCCUACAGAUUGUGAAAUAUUAUCUCCUCUUUUUGAGUACCUACCAGAUAGGGACAGGGGAGGAGUUCACCAACCCAGCUUCUUUCCAAACUGAGGAGGAAAAAAAAUCCUACUUCGAUAUAUACUUUUACGUGUGCAAAACGCUAUCCACAGUGGAUGACAAAAACUUCAUCGUGCAGGCCAUACAGCAUUACCAGCGUUUGCUCAACUACGCUGCCAAAAAUAAAAUGUAUGCUGACGACGGGUACAACGAGUACAUGCGGGAUGUGUGUAGGAAAUCCAUUUGUGUGUUGCGCGGGAAAAUGCUCGACUUGGCGUAG